Daphnia pulicaria is the source of this 1640-nucleotide messenger RNA. Its product is annotated as 36.4 kDa proline-rich protein-like. The transcript is spliced from 7 exons. Lineage: Eukaryota; Metazoa; Arthropoda; Branchiopoda; Diplostraca; Daphniidae. The record is from RefSeq and is a predicted model, not a curated record. Bases 129 to 1442 code for a protein of 437 amino acids.
AUUAGCCUACUAUAAGCCUCCUGUCGAUAUACAUAAAGAAUACUGACUUCACCUCCUAGCUUUUCACUUGUUUUCUGAAGUUUAACCUGUAGGUAAUGCAGUUGAGCGUCAAUUCUUCAAUCUAAACCAUGAACUUCUCAUCUCUCAAAUUGGUACUGAUGGUGCUGUCCACCAUUCUUCUUGAAAAUACACAGAUCUGUUAUUCUCGAAAAAUGGCACGCCAACAUUUCGCACCCCAAGAAUUUUUUACACGCCAAGAUAUCGCACCACAAGAUACGAAUCCCCAAGAAGUAGAGCCCCAAGUAGUGGAUCCUAACGUUGUAGUACCUCAAGAAAAUCCAAAUACACCCCAAGACGUAACAUCACAGGAUGCUGUUCCACCCCAAAAUGUUGUACCCCAAGAAGUGGCACCCCAAGAUGUGACUCCCGAAGUCGUGACACCCCAAAAUGUAAUACCCCAAGACGUGACAUCUCAAGAAGCAAAACCUCAAGAUGUGACACCCCAAUUUGUAGUACCUAACGUUGUAGAACCUCAAGAAAAUCCAGGCACCCAAGAUGUGGCACCUCAAGACGUGACGACACAAAAUAUGCCACCCCAAGAUGUGACAGUUCCACCCCAAGAUGUGACUCCCGAAGUCGUGACUCCCGAAGUCGUGACUCCCCAAAAUGUAAUACCCCAAGACGUGACAUCUCAAGAUGCAAAACCUCAAGAUGUGACACCCCAAUUUGUAGUACCUAACGUUGUAGUACCUCAAGAAAAUCCAGGCACCCAAGAUGUGGCACCUCAAGACGUGACGACACAAAAUAUGCCACCCCAAGAUGUGACAGUUCCACCCCAAGAUGUGACACCCCAAGUCGUGACUCCCCAAAAUGAUGUGAUACCCCAAGACGUGACCUCUCAAGAUGUGACAGCGCCCCAAGUUGUAAUACCUCAAGAUGUCACACCCCAAGUUGUAGUACCUAAUGUUGUAGUAGGCCUACCUCAAGAAAAUCCAAAUGUUACACCCCAAGGUGUGACACCACCUGCAAAUGUAACACCCGAAGCUGUGACACCACCUGCAAAUGUAACACCCGAAGCUGUGACACCACCUGCAAAUGUAACACCCGAAGCUGUGACACCACCUGCAAAUGUAACACCCGAAGCUGUGACACCCCAAGUUCCAGGACCCCAAGUUCCGGUACCAGUACCGGUUCCCCAAGUUCCGGUACCAGUACCGGUUCCCCAAGUUCCGGUACCCCAAGUUCCGAUUCCUCCCGUAGUGCAUCAAGUAAACUCAAUGGCAGGAUGUUUUUGGAGUGGAACAUCCCCAUUUUGUGCUGGACAUUGUGGCCGAUUUUAUAAAACCAUUGCUUCAGACAAAAGUGGAGACGGAAAAAGAUGUUUAACUGGAACAAAGAGGCUGUGUUGUCCUGGAACUGCUGCGUUGCUGAGAUCACGUUGAAAAUGGUGUCUUGUUGAAAUUCACAUUUUUUUCCGUGUUGUUACAAGAAAUAAAUGAAUCGAAUAUGAUAUGGAAUUGCAAAAAAAAAAUAUGUAAAUGUGAAAUUGCAUGUUUGCUCAGACCAGCAACGCAUCACAUGAUUCCUUUUUUGUAUGGUUGAUUGUAGAGAUCUAUUACCAAUAUAGGAAGACGACUGCA